Messenger RNA from Lindgomyces ingoldianus, 291 nucleotides. RefSeq lists its product as uncharacterized. The coding region runs from base 1 to 291 and encodes 96 amino acids. The record is from RefSeq and is a predicted model, not a curated record. Lineage: Eukaryota; Fungi; Ascomycota; Dothideomycetes; Pleosporales; Lindgomycetaceae. The transcript has 4 exons.
AUGCCUGCCUUUUCUUCGAUAUAUCUUUCCCAAUGGCUCUCAUUCUCUACGACUGCAGCCGUAAAAUUCAUAAAACUCGCCACUCUGAUCUCCUUUCUCGACAUCCUCAAUCCAUCCAAUAAUCACCUCUUCAUGAGUGUACUACCGAGGCUAGAGCUUGAUCAUGAGAAUGGCAUCACCCAGCUUAGCGGCUGUGGGGGCGUUAUUGUUUCUGAGCGCUACUUCCGUCAGAGAUUCGUUGCAGUGCUCUCAACGCCGGUAGAACUACGAAGAGGAGAGUUCGGCUCUUGA